AUGCCGAAGAGGCGGGCCGAGAACGGUCUCGAGCAGGAGGAUUUGACGGGGGAUGCGCCGCCCAAGCGCGCGUUUGCCUUCGGCGGGGGCACCGCUGGCCCCCCGUCCUUCGGCGCUGCGCCCGCGAACGGCGCGGCGGCGGGCCGGGGCGGCGGCGGGGGGUCCGACCAGCGCCGGGCGAAGCUCGCGGGGCGAAUCGAGUCCCUGAACAGGCAGUUUGCGCAGUGGGUCCAAGACCAGGCUGCGGGGGGCGACACAAAGCGGGAGUUGUGGGUCGACGGGGUGCAGGCGUACGCCCGGCACGCGGACGACAUCAAGACGGAGUUCCGCGACGUCAUCGACGCGUUCAAGGACGGCGCGAAGCAGAGCAGCCAGGCCGCGCCUCCCAAGCCCGCCCUGGCUUUCGGGCAGCCCAGCGCGGCCGGGGCGCCGCGCACGACGUUCGGCGCCGGCGCGCCGGAUAGCAGCGCCGACAAGGACAAGGGCGGCGAUGCUGCGGCCCCGAGCGCCGCGCCUGCGAAGCCGGGGUCGUUGUUUCAGUUCGGCGCCAAGCCCGCCGCCGCGGCGAGCGACGCGGCCGGGGCAGACAAGCCGCAGAGCACGUUCGCGUUCGGGGCGGGCGCGGCGGGGUCGGGCGGCGCAUCGAAGCCCGCGUUCGGGGCGCCGGGCCCGUUCACGUUUGGCGCCCCCGCCACAAAGCUGGCCACGGAGGGCCCUGGCAACAACAACGGGGCGGGCGCGGGCGCGGACGAGGACGGCGGAGGCGGGUCGGACGACGAGCAGGGCGCCGGGUCGAGCGUGGUGGUGACGGCGGAGCCGGAGGACGACGUGAACGAGCUGGUGUGGACGGCGAUGACGAUGUACUUUAUGAAGAACAAGGACCCGAACGCGGACGCCAAGGACGUGUGGAAGGAGAUUGGGUUUCUGUCGAUCAAGAAGCCCAAGGCGGGCGGGCGGCGGUUCCUGGUGUAUCGCAAGCAGGCCGGGGGGCGCAUCCUGCUCACGAGCCCGAUCCCCGCCGGCAUGGCGUUCAAGAGCGCCGCCAAGAAGAACGUCGUCGUCGGCAACGUGUAUCCCGUGGUCAAGGACGAGGAGGGCAACGACAAGGUGUCGGACCCCCGGACGGUGCUCUUCAGGCUCAGGGACGAGGCCAAGGCCAACGACUUCCGCGCACAGAUCGAGUCUGCAGCAGCCGAAUGA
This is a messenger RNA of Pedinophyceae sp. YPF-701, 1200 nucleotides long. The record is from the annotation of a GenBank genome assembly. Lineage: Eukaryota; Viridiplantae; Chlorophyta; Pedinophyceae.